AAGGCAGCAUCGGUUCAUCUAAAACCCAUACGUUGUUGUCAGCGAGCAUCAUCACAUCCCACUGUCAGCUACAAGUGGAAGACAGUGAACACAUGUUUACAUCUUUCAGUGUAAUAAUCGAUGAAUGAGGAUUACCCACGGUGUGGGCUUCAGUAUCCGUGAAGUGUUUUAAACAUGAGAAGACCCCCGAGGCUGCUUCACUGACGCUGCUGAACCCACGGCAGACUGCUGUUUUCCUCCUGCUGGUGAACUGGUUGCACAUCUGACGUUAAGAGUGGAGACUUUACGAGGCCUCAAGCCAUGCCUCGGUCCACAGUAUCGCUGUGAAUCCGCCAGAGCGUCACUUGGAGCGGGGAAGGUGCAGGUGAAGGAGUCGCUGCAGCGGGGCUCCUCCAGAGGUUACCUCUGUUGUUUAAGGGCUGAGCACCAGACAUGCACUCUCCACCUCGACAGGAAUAUGUUUCUAUAAGCUUCGCUGAAAAGGGAAGUGGAGGUUACAACAACAGUAAGCAGUGGAGGAGGCAGUCCUGCUGGAGGAAAUGGAAGCAGCUGUCCAGACUGCAGCGGAGCCUCAUCCUCUUCUUCCUCGUGCUUCUCUUUAUUUGUGGAAUUGCUUCCUAUCCUUCUGUUACUGAACACCUCAGAGGCCUUACAGAUGAAGAGCAGAACACGGACACAAACAGCGUCCUGAGGCCCGUCAUCCCUCAUGUGUUGCCUGAGCCCGUCAAACAGGAGCAACAACUACCACUUCCUGAACAAACCUCCCAGAGGAAAUUAUCCAACAAGAGAAGACCGCCCAUCCUUCAGAACCGACUCCAGGUGAAAGGGAACAUUUCAGACAAUGAGCUGGGAGAGAGGGCAGCUGACAAGAAGAAAGAUGGAGAGGAGGUGGUCAUCAGCUGGCGUGGGGCUGUGAUCGACACUGAGCAGGGCACACUGGCAACUAAAGAUGAGGACAAUAAGGAGGCUUUACCUGCCAGUCAGAAGGCUGAAACAACCAAGGAGACAGCCAACAGGCUGGAGGCGGUGCGAGACUCCUUCAGACAUGCAUGGAAGGGUUACAAAGACUUCGCUUGGGGCCACGAUGAGCUCAGGCCUCUCUCCAAGUCCUACAGCGAGUGGUUCGGCCUGGGUCUGACGCUCAUCGACGCCCUGGACACCAUGUGGAUCCUCGGACUGAAAGAAGAAUUUGAAGAAGCAAAGACCUGGGUGUCCACAGAGCUCACAUUCAGCAAAAACGUAGACGUCAACCUGUUUGAAAGCACCAUCCGCAUCCUGGGAGGCCUGCUGAGCACCUACAAUCUGACUGGAGACACUGUGUUCCUCGAGAAAGCCAAAGACAUCGGCUCCAGACUCAUGCCAGCCUUCAACACGCCGUCCAAGAUCCCUUACUCUGAUGUGAACAUUGGGAAAGGCACCGCCCACCCCCCUCGCUGGACCUCGGACAGCACUGUCGCAGAGGUUGCAAGCAUCCAGCUGGAGUUCAGAGAGCUGACCCGUCUCACACAGGAACCACAGUACCAGGCUGCGGUGGCCGAGGUCACGACACAGAUCCACAAACUGGACGGCAAGCUAGACGGUCUGGUGCCAAUGUUCAUCAACACGAACAGCGGGCAGUUCACUCAUCAAGGAAUCUACACGCUGGGAGCCCGCGCAGACAGCUACUACGAAUACCUGCUGAAACAGUGGAUCCAAGGAGGCAAGAAGGAGGACCACUUCUUGGAGGACUAUCUGCAAGCAAUGGAAGGAGUGAAGAAGAAUCUGUUGCAGAAGUCUUCCCCUAACGGCCUCACCUUUGUUGGAGAGCUCUCACACGGACAGUUCAGCCCUAAAAUGGACCACCUGGUGUGCUUCCUGCCAGGCACUCUGGCCCUCGGCGCUCACAACGGCCUUCCUUCUGAUCACAUGGACCUAGCCAAACAGCUGAUGGAGACCUGCUACCAGAUGUACGUCCAGAUGGAGACGGGCCUGAGUCCAGAGAUCGUCCACUUCAACAUGCACGAGGGAAGCAACAGAGACAUCGACGUAAAGCUGGCAGACAGACACAACCUCCUGCGACCAGAGACUGUGGAGAGCCUUUUCUACCUGUACAGAUUCACCGGGGACCUCAAGUACCGCGAUUGGGGCUGGGACAUCCUCAAGAGCUUUAACAAGUACACGAAGAUUUCCUCCGGCGGCUACACCUCCAUCAACAACGUGCGAGACCCGGACUACACGAGUCCUCGAGACAAGAUGGAGAGCUUCUUCCUGGGCGAGACGCUGAAGUAUCUGUACCUGCUCUUCUCCGAUGACCCGGACCUCAUCAGCCUGGACCAGUACGUCUUCAACACCGAGGCUCACCCCCUGCCUAUAUGGCCUUCCACUGAGUGACACAAACACACACAGGAAGUCCAAAAACUGCACAUACGAGCAUUACAAACAUCUCAGGGACGUUCUGAUCACACGAUGAUUCCUUUGUUGUGUGUGUCAGUGACAGGAUGUUGACCACACGUGAAGAAAUCCUCCUUUUCUAACUGAGUCUGAUAUUUGUACAAACAGCCAUGGAUAAUCCACGCCAGUCUGCGGCUGAGCCUUUCUGUGUGAGACUGAGCGCUCAUGAGCUUCUGCUAGUGACAGAGUUCACGCUCCAGUUCUCUGUCAUCCGGACCGCGAAUCAGCAUUCAACGAAAACCUGAUUGUGACUUGAAUCGAUGAUGUCUUAACCACGUUUCAAAAAGACCAGGAGGAGGAGGAGGAGGAGGAGGAUGGUCAGGUUGGACUGCAACACUUCAGUUUAAGGGUGCUCGUAGCUUACAUUUCAGUUCCAGUUACAUUCUUCACUUUCUUACAGACGUGAUCGUUUCUCCGUCACGUUCACCUCCUGUCGUUUUUUAACCCCCCCCCCCCCCCCCCCCUGCUUCUUACUGUUACAGUGAAAGGAGGUGUAAUGAAGGAAAGAGAGUGACACUUCUGCACGGUGUUCAGGGAAAUCUAUUUAGUGGGCUGUUUUUUUUAAGUGGGAACAUUUAGCGCAACACAAACCCAGCUGCGGUCCAAACAGCCAAUCAGGAGGGGUUAUUGCUGCAGCAGCAUCGUAGCACCAAACAUCUCCGCUAGCAUUCGGUGUCUGAUUUAGCACCGCCAGCAGCUAAAGGGAGGCUUGACACUGUUGACACACACAUCACAACUGGUGGUAGUUACGCUGUAGCUGCUCUGAAUGCUGCUUCGUCACCUUUUGACGACCCCCAGCAGCAGCAGAGGAUUUAAGGCUCUGUUGACGAUGACAGCGUCCGAGUAUUAGAGCUGCACGGUAUGUGGUUUAAACACAAGAGGACCUAAAAGCACACCUCACCAGUUCGUUGUUUCUGUGGAGAAGUCCGUCUGAUCGUACAUCAGCGCAGCCCUCCAUCAGAGCGCAGAGCGGACUGUGUGUGCAGGCGGCUUUUGAAGGAAGUCAGAAACAGCUUGAUUCCAAAACAUCUAAAAGUAGGAUUAUUACUGUUACUGAAUUUUGUCUUUAAUCUGAGAAUUCGGACUUUAAUCUCAGAAUUCUGACUUUAAUCUGAAUAUUCUGACCUCAAUCUGAAAUUUCUGACUUUUGAAUUCUGUAUUUAAUCUGAGAAUUCUGACUUUUCAAUUCUGUCUUUAAUCUGAGAAUUCUGACUUUAAUCUCAGGAUUCUGAUUUUUGAAUUCUGUCUUUAAUCUGAGAAUUCUGACUUUUGAAUUAUAUCUUUAAUCUGAGAAUUCUGACUUUAAUCUCAGGAUUCUGACUUUAAUCUGAAUAUUCUGACUUUAAUCUGAAUAUUCUGACUUUAAUCUGAGAAUUCGGACUUUUGAAUUUUGUCUUUAAUCUGAGAAUUCGGACUUUAAUCUCAGAAUUCGGACUUUAAUCUCAGAAUUCGGACUUUAAUCUGAAUAUUCUGACUUCAAUCUGAAAUUUCUGACUUUUGAAUUCUGUAUUUAAUCUGAGAAGUCUGACUUUGUUCUCAGAAUUCUGACACCUCACCUGUUCGUUGUUUCUGUGGAGAAGUCCGUCUGAUCGUACAUCAGCGCAGCCCUCCAUCAGAGUCCAGAGCGGACUGUGUGUGCAGGCGGCUUUUGAAGGAAGUCAGAAACAGCUUGAUUCCAAAACAUCUAAAAGUAGGAUUAUUACUGUUACGGUUGCCCUAAGCAACAAUGGUACACAGGCUCAACAGUGGAGACCGCAACAUACAAGGACAGAAGGGACUCUGCACAAAGAUGCCAACAAAACCUCAUGCUUUAUUUCAGAAUCAGAAUCAGAAAUACUUUAUUCAUCCCACAGGGAAACUCAGUCAUUAAAGUAAGAAUAUCAAAUAAUAUUAAUAGAAGAAAGUAACUGAUAAGAUAUGAAUACAAAUACAAAGAAAAUAAUGAUAAUAUAAGUUUGUACAGAAGACAAAAUAAGCCAUGUAGAAAAUACUAAAUUAAAUAAAAUAAUACAAAAAUUAAAUAAAAUUUAAAAAUAUUGUAAAAUAGUAGAAUCCCCUCCAAAAUUAAAGAACAAAUGUGAUCAAAAGAAAUAAGGGAAACAACAAGGGACUGGAGACCCCGGCCAAAGAAGGUGCUGGGCCAGCCGCGCACUGGACCGUCCCUCCCAGCACCUCACGCUAACCUAGACUGGGAAUAACAAAAUCUGAAUCAUAGGGGAAAAGAAAACCAAUAACUAAACUACUUGAAAUCUCCAGCCCAAACUAACACAACAAACAAAAACCCCAACAAAAUAAACUUGUUUGGGACAAACAAAAAAGACAGGGAAAACAACCCAAACCCUCUUCAUACGUGUGCCGUCCUGUGUCAGAGCGUGCCCACCUCUCUCUUCCACUUUUAUCUUACCUCCCUCCUACCUGCAAGCUAAUCGCACACAGGUGCACAGCCAGCAGAGGGGGGCGUGGCCAGAGGGACAGCAGAGAGAGAGAGAGAGAGAGAACCCCUGAGGAGCUGUACAUAACAAUUACUAUAAUUAAUUUGUAUUUAAAUUAAUUAGUGUGUUUCAAAAAUUCCAGAAAGAUAUUGCACCUUUGUUUUUCCCUGUACUGUGCAGCUCUAUGAUUAGGGAUGGUGACCGUUUCCAUCACUGCCUGAUGGUCUGACCCCGUACAGGACGGGGCCCUCAGGCUGGUUACCUGUGUAGCAUUCAGCAGCCAGCAGCUGUCUGACUCUGAACCAACAGCCCCUGUGUUACACUUCCUGUGCGCUGUGAGGCGGCGUGUUUGCUCCUGCAGGGGGCGUCACUCCGUCUGUAGGUGGUCCAGUUAGGACUCUUCUCAGACAGCUGCAGUCUCCAGGACUCUGCUGUGAGCACGCUGUGAGUCAGCUGUGAGUACGCCCCUCAGCCCAUGUUUUGCUGUUUCUCCAUGAUGCGUUCAUGUCAUAUGGGAAAUGUGACCAUCCUCUGUGAAAAUCCUUGAAAAAGUCAAGGAGAAAGUGUUGACUGCAGCACUAUAAGUGGAUGUUGCUGACCAGAUGAAGAGUGAAUGAGUUCGUUGUGAAGGGCUUUGGUUAUGAGAUUAGAAUAAGGGCCGAGCUUAGAGAAUAAAAAUCAGGAUGUAGAUUAUUUUGAUCUUUCAAUCGUAGUGACAAAUAUUAGAAAUGAAUGAAUCAGAGGAAGCUAAUACUUAAAUGAAAUCUUCCUGAUAACCUCCUGAAGUCUUGUUUGUUACGAUGACGAGGCUGUGUUUUCCCAUAUGACCUGAACGCAGCAUCGUUACCUGGGGCUCAGGUGAGCUUGGUCUUGUUGCCCGGCUGCAGGUUUUUCUUCUGAACUGUGAAGCUUUGUAGUUUUCUGAGGAGCGUCGGUGCUCUCUUCUCUGAAUGUUCUGCUUCUUUCUUCUUCUGUGGUUUUUCCUGGGUAAGGUGUAGCGUACUUUGGUUCUUACUAUCAGUGAUGAAUUGUGAGGUAUUGAUUUGUUGUAAUAUAUUGAUUUGUAGUGUAUAUUUAAAGGUCUAAUUGCAGCUACCUUCAGCUCUCCUGGCGGUGGGUAGUUUGACUUUUCUUUAGUAGCAGCAGCUUUGGAGCAGCUGCUCUCAUUCCUGUAAAUACUCUUUGUUUACUCAACGUGAAGUCGUCCAUUUUCAAAUCUUCAUCCGUUUUUAUUGAGACCAAACGUGUACAUACUUUGUCCUGGGUGUUGUCUCACUCGUGCCUUUGCUGUUGCUUCAGACAACACUCACACAACUGUUACCUUUUAAUGUCUUUCCUUUCAGCUCUUUUAGAUUUACACAUAGAAACCAGAUGUGAUGUGGACGCCCAUUCCCACAGGAGCAUGUGGAAACCAGAAGCCAGAAUAAUAAGAUACAAAUGAUUAUUAUAGAAAAUUCUGAACUAUGAGAAAGAGUCAAAAUUAUGAGAAGAAGUCAAAUAGUUAUGAGAUUAAAUUCAAAAUCAUAAGAUGAAGAGUUGAAUUUAUGAGAUGAUGGGUCGUAAUUAUAAAAGUACAUAAAAAGUAAUUUCAAAAGAGUCAAAAUGAUGACAUCUCUAUUACAAGAUAACUUCAAAGUGGUGUGUGAAACUUAGGAAAAAAAGUCAGAAAGGAGAUCAAAAGUCAAAUUAUAUAAAAAAAAUGAUUUAACAAGAAGUCAUAAUCAUGGAUUAAAAAGGUCAAGAUUAUGAACCAAAAAAGUCCCAAAUAUGAUCCUUAAAGUCCAAUUAACAGAACUACAAAGUCAACAAAGUAGCUUAAAGUUUAAACAUUUUGAGUUUUAAAAGUCUGAAAUAUGAGCUAAAAUGUCUCAAUUAGGUGCUUAAAAAAGUCCCAAAUACAAACUGACAAAUCCAAAUUUGUGAAAGUCAAAAAUUUUAGCUUAAAAAAGUAGUUAUGAUAUAAAACAAAUCUAAAGUAUGAGUAAGUGUCAAAAUGAUGAGCUUAAAAACCAAAAAAUAUAAGCAGAAAAGUCAAAAUGUUGAGCCUAAAAGUAAAAAACAUGAGAUUUUAAGUCAACAUUAUUACUUCAAAAGUCCCAAAUAAGAGCUUAAAAGUCACAACUAUGAGCCAAAAAUGUUAAAUUAUGAGCUAAGAAUAGAAAAAGGACAUAAAAGAAGUUCUAAAUAUGAGUUCAAAACUCUGAAUCAUGGAAACAGAAAAAAAAGAUACAGUGUGAACUCACAAGUCAAAGUUACAAGCUUUUAGUUCAACAGAUGAGCUCUGAAAAAAAAUGUUUAAAUGAGAAAAACCAAAGUUGAGGAAAUCUGACAAAUAGGAUGAGAGAAAAUCUAAAACAUUGAAAUGUAAUGUCAGAUUAAUUUUUAAAAUGAUCUGAUUUAAGAUGUGAGCAAAAGAAUAAUGGAUGAGACUGUCUUUUAAAAGAAGAUCAAAUUUGAGAUUAAGUUAUGAGACAGUUCAAGUUGAGAUCAGAUUAAUUAUAAGAUUAAAAGUCUAAAAGGUUCAUUAAGAAAUGGGAGAGUUUUGAUUCUGAAAUUAAUAAUAAACAAACUGAUAAUGUAUAAUCAUGAGACUCAAGCUUGAAACAAUAUCAGUGAAAAAGUAACUAAAAAAAGAGCAUAAAAUGUGACUUUUAUUUGAUCAUUUUGACUCAUUUUCUUUUAAUAAUGAUAAUCUCAGAUUUUAUUCUAUCACAGAGAUCAGUUUUGAUCUCUAUCUUUCUGCAGGAAUGGGCUCCGUAGUGAAAGGCUGCUGUGAUCACUGCAGACGAGUAUUUUUCCAGUCGAACAAUGAAAAAAAGAGUGAUAUAUUUAUAGCAGUCCUUCAAAGCAAUCAUUAGCUUUACAUAAUACCAAUCCCGAGCAGUGUGUUUUUAAAUCCUGUGUAUAAGGGCUCUGCGUGAUCCCUCCCUGGAUGUAGUCCAGCGUCAUCCCCAAAGACGCACUGAGGAUCAAAUCACCGGUGUUUGAUCUGUCCGGGGUUUUAAAAACGAAAGCCAUUUUUCCAAAGCCACCUUUUUCUGGAGAAAUAAACACAGUGAGGAGAUAUUUUCAGCUUUUUGAUAACACUGUGUGAGUGUCUUUAGGAUUCAAGUCAUGGAGGACAGAGCAGGAGAGAUUCUUCCUUUCAUAUUCCUGUUUUUCAGACGUUCAUUCAAGGUAGCAUCAAGUGGAUUCAUGUGAAAACGCAGUGACUGUGGACCUCCCAACAGAGAGAGAAACACUGCUCUCACAUCUCAUCACGGGGAGUGACAGGCUGACACUUUCACAGCCAGAGCUGCUGAGUGUGGGAGUACCUGUUAGUCAUGUGUUUACAGGAACUAUGGGUACUGUAAGUAGUUCUCCAGGAGCCACUUGUGGAACACACACUGCCAUGUUCUUAUCAACCUGUAGGUAGAGUGAUCUUUGGUUCCAGAGUGCUGUGACCUCUUCACACUCAUCAUCACAAACAUUCAGGAGGGCAAAGAGUACGUCACACAUUCAGCUGCGGUUACAUUUUAACUCGCGUUUUCAGACUCUGUAAAUAAAGUUUGCAGGAUUCUCUGUCGCAGGAUUUUUGAUGGUUGUGUUGAGUUCCAGAAACCACAGUGGGGUCAGUGGGGUCAGUGGGUGGUGGAGUCCAGUUCAGUCAGUGUUUUUUUUAUUUUAUUACAGUCUUUAAAAAACAUACACAAUGAAUUGUUUACGUCACCUGGUGUACAAUGAACGCUGGAUUGGCUUUAUUUUAUAAAAGAAAACAAUGUACAAAUAAAAAGAGAUUUUAUUGAAA
Molecule: messenger RNA, 8649 nt
Organism: Notolabrus celidotus (New Zealand spotty)
Lineage: Eukaryota; Metazoa; Chordata; Actinopteri; Labriformes; Labridae
Gene: man1b1b
Product: mannosidase, alpha, class 1B, member 1b
Exons: 15
Coding region: 433-2370 (645 amino acids)
Biological process (GO): carbohydrate metabolic process; N-glycan processing
Cellular component (GO): membrane; endoplasmic reticulum
Molecular function (GO): calcium ion binding; mannosyl-oligosaccharide 1,2-alpha-mannosidase activity
Source: RefSeq, a predicted model, not a curated record